CCCCUCUGGACCGGCAGCUUCUGUCCAUGACCGACGAGGAGUAUGUCAGCCAUGACUGGGAGGAUCUCAAAGGCAUCAUCGCCCGGAAUGAUCUCGGAGCUCUCAAGCGGAAACCAUCCGACCUAGCCCGAUAUCUGGCCUGGUCAAGCGAAACAAAGCGCCAAUUUGGUUCCAUCAUGAAUUUUAUCUGUCAGGUCCGCCUGCAGUGGCAUUUACCGGGGAACCCAAGCGCAAUCGCCGACAGCGGCGCCGUCUUGCCGUUCAAAAACCCGAUCCCCUUUGCCGAUCCCUCGGACUACAAGAUCCUACACAAUGACUGGCCCUACGGCAUGGCACCGGGUAUCACGCAUCUUGUUGUCUGGUCUCGCACCCCAAUCCCUGUGAAAGAGGAUGGUGAUGGCGAUAUGACAGAUGAAUCUCGCUCGUUGAUCGAGGGUUUUAUCCAGAGGACGUUUGUGAACCGUCUAGCAAAGGAGCCUGAGAUAUUCCAAGAUCCACAGGAGCAUGUCCUUUGGUUUAAGAACUGGACAGCUCUGCAAAGCGUGAGGGCCCUAGAUCAUGCUCACAUUUUGGUCAGAGAUGUGCCAAAUGAAAUCAUUUACGAGUGGACGGGCGAAAGUCCUCCCAAGAAUUGAUAUUAUGACUCUGGCCUCGGUCUUCAUGAUAUAUGAACUUGAUGAGCAUUACAUGGCUGGCAUAUUACUAUAUAGAUACUACUGCAUAGACCGAACUCUUGAAGACUAUUUUGCAUAAUGAAAUAAAAGAACCAUUUAUUCGGG
Molecule: messenger RNA, 779 nt
Organism: Aspergillus wentii DTO 134E9
Lineage: Eukaryota; Fungi; Ascomycota; Eurotiomycetes; Eurotiales; Aspergillaceae
Product: GIG1 family protein
Exons: 2
Coding region: 27-635 (202 amino acids)
Biological process (GO): N-acetylglucosamine metabolic process
Cellular component (GO): cytoplasm
Source: RefSeq, a predicted model, not a curated record